This is a messenger RNA of Dracunculus medinensis (Guinea worm), 1656 nucleotides long. The record is from the annotation of a GenBank genome assembly. Lineage: Eukaryota; Metazoa; Nematoda; Chromadorea; Rhabditida; Dracunculidae.
GAAAUGGUACUUCGGCUGAAUGGUUUUCGUUUAUUGCUUACUCGAAGAGGGAUUUUCGCAUCCACAUCACAUUUUGCGGUACUAAGAUGCUUAGCAAGUAACCAGAGAGAACCUUACGUUCCUGUUCCAAUGGAUCCUGUUCAGCCUUUGUGGCAUCGAUUGUUUAAAAAUAAGAUUAUUGCUAAAAUUGAUUGUCAUAAAACACUAUAUGAAGCGGUCUGUGAACAACUAAGAAAUAAAAUCGACCUAUUUUUAGCGAUUGCGCUUGCUCUUUUUAUUACUUCAUUUAGUUUUGGCCUUUACGAUGACCUGAACGUUCUGGAAUCGAUUAAAACUUCUUUUAGUGAUACUUUAAAUAAUUAUCGUAAAAGAAAAAUUUAUAAGGAAAAAUUAGAUAAUGAUAAGAAGGUCAGCGCUUCAUUUUUCGUCGAAGCGGAAAAAAAAUAUGAAGCACUGCCUAUUAUUGAAUCUAGCGUUGCCACUAAAGGUCACUCAGUUAUUAAUAAUAUUAAAGAAAUAAUUUUUCCAAGUAAAAGAGAGAAGGUCAAAAAAGAAUUAAAUGAGAAGGUUUGCCUGCUUUACAAGAAACUGCCGGAAGAAAUACCUUAUUUAUUAAUUGGAGGUGGUGCUGCUUCUUAUUAUGCUGCAAUAACCAUCAGAGGACGGGAUCCUUGUGCAAAAGUUUUAAUGAUUGGUGAUGAACUAGAAUUGCCUUAUGAUCGAACUCCAUUGUCAAAAAAUCUUUGGUGGAGCGGUGCUGAUGACGCCUCCGAAACUCUUCGAUAUAAAACCGCUAGCGGCCGUACAAAAAAUAUAUUUUUUGAAAAUGCCAAUUAUUUCGUACCACCUGAUGAGAUUAAUGGUACGAAACAUGGUGGCAUAUCAUUAGUUAUGGGGCAUCGAGUGACCAAACUUGAUCCUGAAGCGCAUAUAGCAUAUCUGGAUGAUGGUCGCACAAUCAAAUACAAAAAAUGCCUGAUAGCAACAGGUGGCAGCCCUAGAAAAUUGGCUGUGAUCGAGCAAAGCAAAAAGGAUAUCAAGGAAAGGGUCAUGUAUUUUAGAGUAGUGGAUGAUUUCAAAAAAUUAUACAAAAUUGCAGAUGGAUGUCGAUCAAUAACAAUAAUAGGUAGUGGACUUCUAGGAACAGAACUUGCAAUUGCAUUAAAUACACGCUUUGGACCUACAGGUUUAAUAGUCAAUCAGGUAUUUCCUGAAAAUGGGAAUUUACGCAAAAUCUUUCCUGAUCAUUUAAGUCAAUAUACAACAAUGAAGCUCCAAAAUAAUGGUAUUAGAGUUAUUACUGGACAGAAUAUCGUCCAAAUAUCGAAGGAUGAUGGUUAUGGAUGUUUGAUGUUGCAUCUUUCAUCUGGUGAGGUUAUCAAAACGGACUUCGUCGUUGCUGCAGUUGGGAUUGUUCCUAAUACAGAAUUAGCCGCAUCUUCUGGAUUGGAAAUUGAUAAAAAUAACGAUGGUUUCAUUGUUGACGCAGAACUUCGUGCUCGUUCUGAUAUUUGGGUAGCUGGUGAUGCAAGCAGCUUCUAUGAUAUAAAACAUGGAAGAAGGCGUCUGGAGCAUCAAAGUAAUUCUGAAGCGACUGGGCGACUUGCUGGCUUUAAUAUGACUGGAGGUAAUUUUUUAAUAUUUUAUGUCAUCUAA